GAGCCUGCAGUCUCCUCCUGGUCCGGGUCUAACAAAACUACGUCUCCUUCCCGGUGAAGUUGUGUGGGACACGCGCAGUGAGCUGCAGCAUGCUUCCACAGUGAACCACUCCUUUCACGGCACGAGACCAAAUUCACAUCUGCGCUCCCUUUCAGGGCUGAUUUAUUUAAAAACGUCGCAUAUAAAACAGGUUUUCAGGGACUCUGACUGAGCAGAAGAUUUCUGACGUUUGUCUUCCUUCAUAUUUUCCUGCUGUGGAUGAAAGAAGCGCGGAUGGUUAUGUUUGAGAAGGGCUCAGGACAGUUACUGGACCAGUCAACCGCAACAGUGAUGCCUUCUAACAAAUACGCUGCUACUGUCAUGGAGGAGAGCAACAACAUGGCUGCCACAGCAGCAGUGAAUGGAGGCACACCUGUACCUGAGGGCCUGUCAGAGAAUGACAGCAGCGUAGAACUGACCAAUGAGAACAGCCCUCUGACGGCAGCUGAACCACCGUCCCCCUUCAGCCCCAAACAGAACGGAGAUGCUGCUUCACCUCAAGACUGUAAACAGUUUUUAAGGGGAAGCCGGAAGAGAAGCAGGAAGAGCCAGGACAAGGAGGAACGUAGCUGGGGCUCCUGCAGCGAGGACAAACAUUCUGGUCAGUUCGGGCUGAGACAGACACCUCGACCCAGAACCAUCUACCAGGCUGGUCUGGCGCCGCACACACACACCAAACCUCGCAGACAGAAUCGCAAACAGGAGCAAAGUAUAUCACCAGUGAAUUGUGCCCGUGGUCCUACCGGAGUUCCACAGGGGUCCUGUGGUCCCCCCUGCGGUCCCCCAGAGACCCCAUCUCUGGAUUUGAUGGAACAAGACUCCAAAGACUCAGCCCAAAGCACCAGCACCACCUCCAGCUCUGAAACCCAACCAGAGUACAAUGACAACAAAGGUUUUGGGAUCGGCGAGCUGGUUUGGGGGAAAAUUAAGGGCUUUUCUUGGUGGCCUGGAAUUGUAGUGACGUGGCGAGCCACAGGCAAGCGGCAGGCGAGCCAUGGCAUGAGAUGGCUGCAGUGGUUUGGAGACGGCAAGUUCUCUGAGGUUUCAGCAGAUAAGCUGGACUCCAUCACUGCCUUCCCAAAAUUCUUCAGCCAGACUUCAUACACGAAGCUAGCCUCGUACCGCAGGGCGAUCUUCCAAGCAGUCGAGAUGGCCAGUGUCCGAGCAGAUGAGACCUUUCCUCCAUGCGUGUCUGACAAUCCAGAGGACCAGAUCAAACCCAUGUUAGACUGGGCUAACGGUGGCUUCCUCCCCAAAGGAGAGGAGGGCCUCAAACCUCCACACAGUGCCAGCAGUAACCCUCUGGACCACCAGGUCCUCAAUGUUUCCCUACCGGAGUAUGUUCCCUGUGCAAAGCGGCCCAAAGCCAGUCUCUGCAAGAACAAGGCCGCACCUGAAGAGUCCUACAGCAGAGAACAAAUGGUGAAUGAAGUUCGGAAGAUGAAAAGAAGUAUAGAAGACUUUUGUCUGUCUUGUGGAAAGAUGAAAGCAGCAACCUUCCACCCGCUGUUUGAAGGAGGCUUGUGCCAAACAUGCAAGGACGUGUACCUGGAGAUGUCCUACAUGUAUGAUGACGAUGGUUACCAGUCUUACUGCACUGUUUGCUGUGGAGGUCGAGAAGUUCUGCUCUGUGGGAAUGCCAACUGCUGCAGGUGUUUCUGUGUGGAUUGUCUGGACAUCUUAGUGGACCCCGGAGCAUCUAACAACGCUCGGUAUCUCGACCCAUGGAGAUGUUAUAUGUGCCAGCCUCCGCUGCAAUACGGUGUCCUCAAACGGCGGCACGACUGGAGCCUGAAGCUGCAGGAGUUAUUCGCUAAUGACAACGGACAGGAGUUUGAAAAACCGAAGAUUUACCCAGCAGUCCCUGCAGAGCAGAGACGUCCAAUCAGAGUCCUUUCUCUGUUUGACGGCAUUGCUACUGGCUACCUUGUUCUGAGAGAUCUGGGUUUUAAGGUGGACCAGUAUGUGGCAUCAGAGGUGUGUGAAGACUCAAUCUCUGUGGGUGUUGUCAGACAUGAAGGAAAGAUCCAUUAUGUCCAUGAUGUCCGGAACAUUACAAAGAAAAAUAUUCAGGAGUGGGGUCCAUUCGACCUGGUCAUCGGAGGAAGUCCCUGCAAUGACCUGUCAAUUGUGAACCCUGCAAGAAAAGGCCUGUAUGAAGGCACAGGGAGGCUGUUCUUCGAGUUUUACCGCCUGCUAAGUGAGGCUAAGCCCAAAGAAGGGGAGGAUCGUCCGUUUUUCUGGAUGUUUGAGAACGUUGUAGCCAUGGGUGUCAACGACAAAAGGGACAUCUCACGAUUUCUGGAGUGUAACCCUGUGAUGAUCGAUGCCAUUGAGGUCUCUGCUGCCCAUCGCGCUCGAUACUUCUGGGGUAACCUGCCAGGAAUGAACAGGCCUCUGUGUGCGUCUGGGAUGGACAAGCUGGAGCUGCAGGACUGUCUGGAGCACGGCAGAGUCGCAAAGUUUGGAAAGGUGCGAACCAUCACCACACGCUCCAACUCUAUCAAACAGGGGAAAGACCAGCACUUCCCAGUCCUGAUGAAUGGGAAGGAAGACAUACUGUGGUGCACUGAGCUGGAAAGGAUCUUUGGUUUUCCCGUACACUACACAGAUGUGUCCAACAUGGGUCGAGGUGCCAGACAGAGACUCCUGGGCCGGUCCUGGAGCGUCCCCGUCAUUAGGCACCUGUUUGCACCACUCAAAGAUUAUUUUGCCUGUGAAUAGACGUCACCCAUCUUCAACAACCAGGUGGCUCUCUGGAAUUUAUACCAGCACUGGAGUUGGGUCUGUGGCCAUACAAAGAAAAAAAACAAAACAUCAUCUUUCAACCUUGUUUGAUCAGGAUCUGGAGGGUUUCUCUGCUCUAACAGCUCCUUCUGUGUACACACAAGUAGUUGCACUUAACGUCUAAGUCGCAGGGAAGUAGUGGAAGUAGCUGCUGCUGGAUUUUUGUGACAUUUUUCAGGUUUAGAUUCAUAUAACACAAACUAAACGUACUUUUAAUGAAAAUAUGGAACAAAGAUGUUGCUAAAACCACCACUUUUUUUUAUCAAAGCACCAUAAGAUUUUAUGUAUAUUUAACAUAAACAGUUUGUGCACAGUCUCAUCAAAAUGUGACAGCUGUGUUUAGUCUCACCUGAAGGUCUGAGUGAUCCUUCAGGUGGAAGAAAGGUGAGGACCGUCCCUCUAGGUGUGGAUGCAUCAUGCAGAGCUCAAUAUGAGCUGUUUUAAUCUUGACACUGUUUAAACUUUGAUGGGAUACUUUGGAAGUGGUCAGACAGGAAUCAGUUUAGAGAAUCGGUAAGAAGAAAACAGAAGAGCGAAACUUUGCCAUAAAAAAAUGGACUCAAAUGUGAACUUUACACGACUUCAGGCAGUUAUUUACUGAACUGAAGAACAUUUAUGCUGCUCUGUGUCAUAAUGCACAUCGCCAUGUCUCAUAUUGGUGUUUUGGGCUCAGACCUGCAGAAUUCAGUCAGAGUGGAGUAAAUCCACCACUGUGGAUGCUGCAAUGCUGAGCGUCACAGACGGUUAAAUUUCUGAGGCUUAACUUGAAUUUUUGGUGAAAAUUCCUUCCCAAACUCUGAGUGCUGUUUCCUGCAGGCCAGAUACUAAUUAUUAAGAGAUACUUAAUGCAACACCAAUUUUAAAAGGAGAAGAAAAUCAAGUUUCUUUUCAUUCCAUUUCUUGAUAGGAUCAUGUCCUUGAAUUGAUUUCACACAAAGUUGAUAGAAGCCUUCGUUUCUUCACUGCUCGCUCAUUCCUACGUCAAUACUCAGAGCUUCAAGAGUAAAACAGAGCCUGCUCAGGGGAUAUAAAAGUAAUAUCCUUCAGUUUCUAACUUCUGUUAUUCUAUACCAGAUGCUGAUUCUGACAUAAUGUAGCACAUUUUCCAUCUCUUUGUCCGUUAUAGUGAAGAAUAAGUCUUCAUUACUCAAGCCGAUGUAGCCUUGUACCCUGCAGUCAAACCCAUUAUGAGGUGGGAUUGAUGCCCUGUUUCCAUUUACAUAUGUUUUGUUCCUGACUCUGUAGGACAUCUAGAGUGUGCUCCCCUAACAUUAGCCUUCAGAAAAUGUAUUUCUUUCUGGAUGGAUAGAAGUCAGUAUUGUAAGAUUGUGUACUACAGACCUCUAGCUGAUUGUGAUCACUGGAAGUUUUUACCUCAGUCGAACCAAAGUCAGCCCACAUGCUGCUGUUUUAACAAAGUCUGAAGAUGUGUUGGACAGUAAAAGUAAACCAUCUUUUUUAUUUUUAAUAAUACAACCAACAAGCUCAGAGCCGUUCAGCUCAAGUUUUUUCUCGUAACAUCGUUUUUCUUCUUACGAAGCUGUUUAAAUUUAGCUGAAAGUGUUGUUGUUGGUGCACAUUAAGCUUUGAAUCUGAGCUGAAGUUCAAACUGGACCAAAAAUGAACCUGUACAGUGGCACCUGUGUAAUUUCAAUGUGAUAAUUUUACUGAAAAAGAGGAGAAAGACAGAAAGAACCUUUUCAAACAGCUAGAAAAGAAAAGGGGUAACGAUGUGGUCCAAACUGUUUUCAUUCAGGAAAGUAAAACGUGUGAAAUGCUGCCGAACAUUUGACGGUUUGUAAACUCCCCAUGACUACUUUAAGAGGAUUUAAAAUAAAUCAAUAAAAAAUAAACAAGAGGAAAGUGAUGAAAAUGGGAUCAGGACGCAGGUCUGUGUGAUGAAUGUGUUUCAGAUCACAGGAAGUAAAAAUUACUGUCUGUAAAACUUUGCUACUGAAACUUCAUUUAUCCCAAAAAGUAUAUUUUUGCUGCUCCUCAGUAACACUGAAGCCUUUUUUUACUCAAACAAUACAGAGUCUGCAGGUUUCACAUGUUUCCAGACUUGAAUCUUUUUUACAUGCCUACUGAAGCUUUUUUACAUGUGUUGAACAUUUUGUGUAAGUUGUGAUUUUUUCCUUCGUUGCUGUAAAACAUUUAGCUUAUGAAAGAAAACGGGCAUUAUCUCUGACUGAGGGACGUCUGUGUAUCAGUCCUUGAACAGGAUUUGUUCUGAUUCAGCUUUUUAUCACUGGAACUUUUUUUGGAUUGUUGUUUUCUUGCAGCGUUUUCAGUACUGUACCAAUGACAAUGAGGUUUACAAGUUUUGCUUAAAAAGGAAUUAUAUGGCUUUUUCCAAAACCUAAAUGUACAGGUCUUCAUUAACAAAAAUAGGUGCUUUUUUUAUAAAGAAAAAAAAAACGUUUUUUAUAUUUGAAAAUGAACAUUCAUGUUUUUUUCCUUUAAUAAUUCCUUGAUAGUAAACAUUUUAUAUUCUCAAUAACUUUAAAAAAAAGAACAAACCUUUUUAAUGUUGAGUCUUUGUCGUUUUUCCAGAAAACAGUAGUAAAAAAAACUUAUUUUCUACGUGUAACUGCUUUUUAGAACAUGUUAUAUUGAGUUAUAGUUUAUAUUAACAUAGUAUAAAGCUUGCUUUAAAUUUUAUAAUAAUACAUUAUAAAGCAUAUUAUUCUGUAGGGUUUUAUUUUUUUGUUUGUUUUAUUUGCACCAUUAUAAAACCUCUUGGGUGUGUAUUUGUAGGCUUAUAGUAUGUUAACAAUGUCUUUGUUUUUGCUAUUAUCUCUAUAACAUUUUUAUACUUUAUCAGAGUAAAUUUAGAGUUUUGUUUGUUUUUAAUAUACUUUUAGACCUUGUUUGAACCAUUAAAGCAAAACAUUGGUGUACUUUUUUGUGUGUACUUCUUGUAGUAACCUAUAAACAUAUUUUACUUAAUAAAAUGCAAUCUUGAUGCAAGAAAAUG
Molecule: messenger RNA, 5803 nt
Organism: Melanotaenia boesemani (Boeseman's rainbowfish)
Lineage: Eukaryota; Metazoa; Chordata; Actinopteri; Atheriniformes; Melanotaeniidae
Gene: dnmt3bb.1
Product: DNA (cytosine-5-)-methyltransferase 3 beta, duplicate b.1
Exons: 22
Coding region: 259-2763 (834 amino acids)
Biological process (GO): negative regulation of transcription by RNA polymerase II
Cellular component (GO): nucleus
Molecular function (GO): DNA binding; DNA (cytosine-5-)-methyltransferase activity, acting on CpG substrates
Source: RefSeq, a predicted model, not a curated record